Messenger RNA from Sander lucioperca (pikeperch), 1399 nucleotides. Its product is annotated as flavin reductase (NADPH)-like. The transcript has 5 exons. Bases 242 to 976 code for a protein of 244 amino acids. NCBI's taxonomy places the organism in Eukaryota, Metazoa, Chordata, Actinopteri, Perciformes, Percidae. The record is from RefSeq and is a predicted model, not a curated record.
UUCUUACGAACGGCUGACGAACGGCUAACCAGUUAGCAUACAUGUAACUUUAGUUUUUCAGUCGCUGCGACAUUUACUUGAAAGGGUCAUGUAAUGUCAUCCUGCGCAUCAUCAAAACAUAAUUUUAAAUCCAUAAACUCAUAAUUUAACUUUUAAAAACAGUUGCUUUACAAACAUACCUCAACGCCACAGCUCUUGAACGCCUCCCUCGCUGAACGUGUAAAAGUAAAAGCCUAAAAGCAUGGCGGAGAGUCUGAAGAUGAAGAUCGCCGUGCUGGGAGCCACUGGGCAGACUGGACAGUAUCUGGUCAACCAGGCGCUGCAGCAGGGUCACACAGUCACCGCCAUCGUCAGGAACCCGGGAAAACUCAUCUUGCAUCAUGAUAAUCUCAAGAUGGUGGAAGCUGAUAUUUUCUCAGCAGACAGUCUGAAGACUCACUUCAAAGGACAGGAUGUGAUCAUGUCCUGCCUCGGCUUCCCGGUCUCCUUCUUCUCGGCGGUGACGGGCUACACGCUGUCCAUGAACAGUGUGAUCAGCGCCAUGCGGGAGUCCGGGGUCAACAGGAUCAUCACCAUGAGCUCAUGGUUCACUGAGCCUAACUCUGCAAGGCAGUCACCUUAUGUCAUCCGGUUCCUCCUGUUGCCAAUAAUCCGAGGCGUCCUCAACAACAUGUAUGAGAUGGAAAAGCUUCUGGAGAAGUCUGAGGACAUCAACUGGACUGUGGUUCGUCCACCUGGUCUAAAGAACAUGCCGGCCUCAGUUCAGGAGUUUCUGACCCAUGAGGGAUACUUUGUGCCCAACAGCGGUGGUAACGCAGUGGGAAGAGGAGACGUGGCUCGCUUCAUGCUCUCUCUACUCAACAGCAACGCCUGGGUCAAGAAGGGAGUCGCCAUCACUACCAGAUUAGAAAAAAAAGAAGCCAAUAAUGGCAUUAAUGAGCAGUCGGUUCAGCCAAAAAACACCAAUCUCUUGUGAUGUCUAGCCAUAUAUUUUUUUAAAUUGUUGAGGUUUUGAGAUAUGGACGUUUGAGAUGUUUGCCUCCAUCCUAAUGCAACUGAGGUAAAUGGAAGUAUUAUUUAUUUUUUUGACAGUCCACAACCUUACUGUUUUUAUUCGAUCUCACUGCAACAGCAGUACUGAUAAAUCUACCUGUCCUGCUCCAAAAAACAGACAGACCUUUACCAAAGUUUACCAUUAUGUUGGUGUUUUUACACUACAUGAGUUCAGUGCACUUACACAUGAUCGACGUUCAUAACUUCAGCCACAUGAGGGCAGCAUUGCACAAACAUGUCCAUUUGUUUUUUACUUACAGCUACUAUUGCACCAUGUGUGAGUACUUUAUAUAAUCCAAAUAUGUACUGUAUCAGUUCUGUAAAAUAAACGUAUAAUAAUCAAUGA